This is a messenger RNA of Temnothorax curvispinosus, 783 nucleotides long. RefSeq lists its product as uncharacterized. The coding region runs from base 1 to 783 and encodes 260 amino acids. Lineage: Eukaryota; Metazoa; Arthropoda; Insecta; Hymenoptera; Formicidae. The transcript has 3 exons. The record is from RefSeq and is a predicted model, not a curated record.
AUGUUCGCGUUUCUCAGACAAGUAAUGGAAGAAAAAUGUGCAAUCCUUCAACUCGAAACGAUACCGGACGAACCCGUUACAAGUAUGAAAAUUAGUAAGAAAUUUUUGGAUCUUCUGCAUUUGUCAUUUGAAAUAAAGUACAUGGAUGAAGACAUUGCACUAGCCAAGAAAAGAAAUCAAAGCAAAGAAAAGAAAAGAAUUAAAGCGAUAAAGGAGAGAAUGGAUCUAUUAUAUUCUAAUGUAAUCGAAGUUUUAACGGAUCAAAAAUUUGACGAUAUUGUUGCUUUAGCGGCAACUUAUUGCAACAUAGGCUUACAAUAUGCUCAUUCUACAGAACUUGACGAUUUAAAUCACGCUAUAGAAUGUUUUAUAAGAUGUUUGGAACUGUUGAAAGGGAAACGGAAUGACCGUAAAGCUAUAUUGACAUCUUUAAAUGCAAUUAACCAAUUGAGUUUAGUUUCUGAGAAAGCCAACAAAGAGGUGUUGUGGCGUGCGGCAUUUAGUCUAUAUUUGGAACACAAAUUGAGUAAAACUAAUCCCAUCCACAUAGCAAGUUUUGUUGGUAUUAAAGAAAAAGAAUCAAAUCCCUCGAUUAUCUUGAACACUUUGCAUCAUACAACGUUACAGGGCUUAGGACUUGAAUAUCUUAAGAGGCCGUAUUUGAAAGAUAUGUACGGAUUUGUACUGUAUGUGGAAAGCAUGUUAAACAAACGACUGAAAGACAUAUUGCAAAUGGUCAUUUUGUUAAAGCUAAAAAUUACAUUGCCAUUGCAGAUUAUGUAA